Daphnia pulicaria is the source of this 699-nucleotide messenger RNA. RefSeq names its product extensin-3-like. NCBI's taxonomy places the organism in Eukaryota, Metazoa, Arthropoda, Branchiopoda, Diplostraca, Daphniidae. The coding region runs from base 122 to 517 and encodes 131 amino acids. Gene Ontology annotation, molecular function: neuropeptide hormone activity. The transcript is spliced from 2 exons. The record is from RefSeq and is a predicted model, not a curated record.
CUGCCUAGAUACUUUUCUCCUAUAAAUACCGACUCACGUCAAGUCGGUAGUUACCACUUGCUCCUUUCAGCAAUUCAAUACAGCUUUUCUGAAAACAACAGCAAGAAAAAGACAGACCACAAUGGCCAAAUUCACUAUCGCUGUGAUUCUUGUUUCUUUCGCUGCCGUUGCAAUGGCCAAUGGAUACAAUGGGAAACCCUACGAGCAGCCUGCCCCUUACGGAUCUUCUUAUGUCCCCGAGAAGAAACAUUACGAGACUCCAUCAUCAUACAACAUGAAGCCCAAGGCUUACGAAACUUCUUACGAGAGGAAACAUUACGAGACUCCAUCAUACUACAUGAAACCUAAAGAGUAUCGUCAAGCCCCAACUUACAACACGAAGGCAUACAAUCCACCUCAACCCUCGUACCAAAUGAAAGCCAAGGCAUACAACCCUCAACCAUCUUACGUGCAGUCUAAAGGAUACGACAACAAGUAUGAGAAACCCAAAUCUUACGGAAGCUACUCAGCUUAUUGAAAGUCAUAUCUAUAACCGCCAGCCAUAAAGCCGCACCGUUUUAAAAAACUCUUCUCUCUUCAACAAUCCGUCGAAUUUCUCUGAUCAAGUGCAUUAUUAUAUUUUUCUUUAACUUUGACUAUCAUGGCGCAAUUAUCGUUGGAUUAUUUCAAGGAAAUGAAUAAAUUGCAUAGUAAACCCCA